Molecule: messenger RNA, 4102 nt
Organism: Carlito syrichta (Philippine tarsier)
Lineage: Eukaryota; Metazoa; Chordata; Mammalia; Primates; Tarsiidae
Gene: PCDH12
Product: protocadherin 12
Exons: 5
Coding region: 551-4102 (1183 amino acids)
Biological process (GO): homophilic cell-cell adhesion
Cellular component (GO): plasma membrane
Molecular function (GO): calcium ion binding
Source: RefSeq, a predicted model, not a curated record
UUCAGCAGCCGUCUUGCUGCGUGGACAGCACCUUCCCAUCUGGCCUGUCCCUAGGGCCUGGCCUCAUCCUCCUCAGUGGCAGGCCCCUCAGCUUCACAGGAAAUGCUCUUUCUCUAAUUGGCAUUGAAACUCACAGCCCUCCCUUUUCCUGUAGGUGUGGUUUCCAUAGGAAAAAGCUGCUUCUCUGUUUCCCCAGCCAUGCAAACUGUUUGGAAGUCAGAGCCCCACAUCCUGCUCUCCUGGGUCAAAUGCCUCAUGGACCGGCGGUUGUCCAGCCUUUGCUGAAGUGGACCGACUGGUAGCCCUGCGGGUCUCCCCCGGCAACUCUACCUGAUCAGUGCUUAGACCUCUCAGCUCGCAUCUGAUGAAGAUGGCCUUGCCUGGGAGCCCUGCUCCUUCCAUCACCAUCUAACUAUGGAACGAGGUUGUGCCUGCAGGUCUGGGGGCAGGAGGACGGGGCUGCUCAGGCCAUCCAGGGGACCCCGGAGGACUUGUCCAGCCUUUCAAGAACUCUAGCACUUUCUGAAGCGAGCCCACUCUGGCGGUAAGCAUGAUGCAACUUCUGCGGCUUCUGCUGGGGCUUUUGGGGUCAGGUGGCUACUUGUUCCACUCGGGGAAUUGUCAGAAGAUGACCACUCUCACGGUGAAAUACCAAGUGUCAGAGGAAGUGCCAUUUGGCACGGUGAUCGGGAAGCUGUCCCGGGAACUGGGCUGGGAGGACAGGCGUGGACACCCAGGCACUGCCUUCCAGGUGCUGCAGGUGUCCAAGGUGCUCCCCAUUCAGGUGGGCUCUGAGGAUGGCCUGCUCAGCACGGGCAGGCGGCUGGAUCGAGAGCAGCUAUGCCGACAGUGGGAUCCCUGCCUGGUUUCCUUUGACGUGCUUGCCACUGGGGAUUUGGCUCUGAUCCACGUGGAGAUUCAGGUGCUGGACAUCAACGACCAUCCGCCGCAAUUUCCCAAAGGCAAGCAGGAGCUGGAAAUCUCUGAGAGUGCCUCCCUGCGCACCCGGAUCCCACUGGACAGAGCCCUCGACCCAGACACGGGCCCCAACAGCCUGCACUCCUACACCUUGUCUCCCAGUGAGCACUUUGCCUUGGAUGUCAUCAUUGGGCCAGAUGAGACCAAGCACGCAGAACUCGUGGUGAUGAAGGAGCUGGACCGGGAAAUCCACUCAUUUUUUGAUCUGGUGCUAACCGCCCAUGACAAUGGGAAUCCCCCCAAGUCAGGCACCAGCUUGGUCAAGGUCAAUGUCCUGGACUCCAAUGACAAUAGCCCUGUGUUUGCUGAGAGCUCGCUGGCACUAGAAAUCCAAGAAGACGCUGCCCCUGGUACUCUCCUCAUAAACCUGACCGCCACAGACCCUGACCAAGGCCCCAACGGGGAGGUAGAGUUCUUCCUCGGUAAGCACGUGCCCCGGGAGGUGCUGGACACCUUCAGCAUUGAUGCCAAGACAGGCCAGAUCAUCCUGCGUGGACCCCUAGACUACGAGAAUACUCCUGCCUAUGAGGUGGAUGUCCAGGCAAGGGACCUGGGUCCCAACCCCAUCCCGGCCCACUGCAAAGUUCUCAUCAAGGUUCUGGACGUCAACGACAACGCCCCAAGCAUCCACGUCACGUGGGCCUCCCAGCCAUCACUGGUGUCAGAAGCGCUUUCCAAGGACAGUUUUAUCGCUCUUGUCAUGGCAGACGACUUGGACUCAGGAAACAAUGGUCUGGUCCACUGUUGGCUGAGUCAGGAGCUGGACCACUUCAGGCUAAAAAGGACUAACAGCAACACAUACAUGUUGCUGACCAACGCCACACUGGACAGAGAGCAGUGGCCCGCAUACACCCUCACCGUGUUAGCCCAAGACCAAGGCCUCCAGCCCUUAUCAGCCACAAAGCAGCUCAGCAUUCAGAUCAGCGAUGCCAACGACAAUGCCCCCGUGUUUGAGAAAAGCAGGUAUGAGGUCUCCACUCGGGAGAACAACCUACCCUCUCUCCACCUCAUCACCAUCAGGGCUCACGAUGCAGACUUGGGCAUUAAUGGAAGAAUCACAUACCGCAUCCAGGACUCCCCAACCUCUUACUUAGUAGCUAUUGACUCAGAAACGGGAGAGGUCACUGCUCAGAGGUCACUGGACUAUGAGGAGAUGGCUGGCUUUGGGUUCCAGGUGAUUGCAGAGGACAGGGGGGAUCCCCCGCUUGCAUCCAGUGUCUCCGUGUGGGUCAGUCUCCUGGAUGCCAACGAUAACGCCCCUGAGGUGGUCCAGCCCGUGCUGAGUGACGGGAAGGCCAGCCUCUCCGUGCUCGUGAACGCCUCCACCGGCCACCUUCUGGUGCCCGUCGAGACUCCCAGCGGCUUGGGUCCAGCAAGUGCCCAUGUGCCUCCGCUGGCCACUCACAGCUCCCGGCCGUUCCUUUUGGUGACCAUUGUAGCAAGAGACGCGGACUCGGGGGCAAACAGCGAGCUCCUCUACAGCAUUGGUCACGGGAAUGAAGCCCGCCUCUUCGUCCUCAGCCCACACCUGGGGCAGCUGUGCAUCAACGUCACCAAUGCCAGCAGCCUCGUUGGGAGUGAGUGGGAGCUGGAGAUAGUGGUGGAAGACCGGGGCAGCCCCCGCCUGCAGACCCGAGCCCUGCUGAGGGUCACGUUUGUCACCAGCGUGGACCACCUGAGGGACUCGGCCCGUGAGCCCGGGGCCCUGAGCACAUCGGUGCUGACGAUGAUCUGCCUGGCUGUGGUGCUGGGCAUCUUUGGGCUGAUCCUGGCUCUGUUCGUGUCCAUCUGCAGGACGGAGAAGAAGGACAACAGGGCCUACAACUGUCGGGAGGCGGAGUCCACCUACCGCCACCAGCCCAAGAGGCCCCAGAAACACAUCCAGAAGGCGGACAUUCACCUCGUGCCUGUGCUCAGGGCUCAGGCGGGGGAGCCUUGCGACGUCGGGCAGCCCCAUAAGGACGCGGGCGAGGAGGCAAUGCUGGAAGCAGGCUGGGACCCCUGCCUUCAGGCCCCCUUUCACCUCACCCCCACCCUGUACAGGACGCUGAGGAACCAAGGCAACCAGGGCACCCUGGCAGAGAGCAGGGAGGUGCUGCAGGACACCGUGAACCUCCUCUUUAACCAUCCCAGGCAGAGGAAUGCCUCCCGGGAGAACCUCGCCCUUCCUGAGCUCCAGCCUGCCAUGGGCCAGCCGCGUUCGAAGCCCCAGAAGGUGUCGGGCGGCACUGGGGGGAGGCGGGCUGGAGACCCGGGCGGAGAGGCGGCCCCACGGAGCCCGCCAGCCUCCUCGGCAACCCUGAGGCGGCAGCGAAAUCUCAAUGGCAAAGUGUCUCCCGAGAAGGAAUCGGGCCCUCGCCAGAUCCUGCGGAGCCUGGUCCGACUGUCCGUGGCUGCCUUCGCAGAGCGGAACCCCAUGGAGGAGCUCACUGUGGACUCUCCUCCUGUCCAGCAAAUCUCCCAGCUGCUGUCCUUGCUGCAUCAGGGCCAAUUCCAACCCAAACCGAACCACCGAGGAAAUAAGUACUUGGCCAAGCCAGGCGGCAGCAGGAGUACAGUCCCAGACACAGAUGGCCCAAGUGCCAGGGAUGGUGGCCAGGCAGAGCCAGAGCAGGAGGAAGAGUCCUUGGACCCCGAAGAGGAUCUCUCUGUGAAGCGGCUGUUAGAAGAAGAGCUGUCGAGCCUACUGGACCCCCACACAGGCCUGGCCCUGGACCGUCUGAGCGCCCCAGACCCGGCCUGGAUGGCCAGGCUGUCUUUGCCCCUCACCACCAACUACCGUGACAAUGUGACCUCCCCGGAUGCUGCUGCCUCAGAGGAGCCAAGGACCUUCCAGACAUUCGGCAAGGAGGCGGGGCCGGAGCUGAGCCCAGCGGGCACUCGGCUGGCCAGCACCUUCCUCUCGGAGAUGAGCUCACUGCUGGAGAUGCUGCUGGAGCAGCGCACCGAGGUGCCAAUGGAGGCUGCCUCUGAGGCUCUGAGGCGGCUCUCCGUAUGUGGGAGGACCCUCAGUCUAGACCUGGCCGCCAGCAAGGCCUCAGGCACCAUUGAGCAGGGAGGCCUCGGUGGAAAGAAGGGAACCGAGGGCACCAGUGGUGGUGAUGGUGGCAGCAAGUGCCUGUGA